AUGUGGGAAAGCCCAGCACUCCCGACAGAGAUCUUGUAUCAGAUUUUCGAGCAUUUCUGUCUACAUUGUCAGGACAAACAUUCCGUCUCCCACGAGCAGAUCAUAUCCAAUAAGAAGGAUAAGGAACGCCCGGCUCUCAUCAACCUUAGCAGGACAUGCAAGAGCUGGGGAUGUGUUGCACAGAACAUUCUUCAUCACUACUUCAAACAUUCAGAUGAUCUGAGGCAGAUUCUUUUCUGCAGGACAAUUUGCGAGAAUCCAGAAUUGAGCAAGCAGUUGCAAGUGGCCAUCCUCGGGCUAAACGCAGGAUUCAACCAGGAGUUAUUGUACCAGCCUUGGUUUAAGAAAUCCAUGGCUAGGUAUGUGUGCUUGUUUGGGCUAGAGCCGCUCUACUUGCAGAGCUCUGUUGCCUCUUGGGGAGAGUUUAUCGCACCGAUUAUUCUACUUCGGGCAACCAACCUCAAGCAUCUCGUCGUUCACGGCUUUUAUAAUCCGAUGAUCUUCCAAAGAUUCCAUAUGGAAGCUGUCAUGCGGAACAAAGCUCUGACUCAGAAGCUCGAGUCUCUUUCGGUCGGGCAGCAGGAAAUAUCCUCCGUCUGGGAUCUGAGACCACAGGUUCAAACAUUUCUACAUAAUCUAGGGGAACUUCUUAUAAUGCUGGAGAACCUCCAGACGCUUUCCAUAUCGCGACCUAACUUUGCAAGUCUCCCAGAGAAUCUCCCACUUCAGAAGCUGCGCAGGCUCCGGAUUGGUAAUGCGAGCCUGUCGAAGAGCGGGCUGCAGAGACUCAUCAACAACACAGGAAAACUGGAAGAGUUCGUUUAUAGGGAAGUUGAAGACACGGGUUGGUCACAAGCCACCAGAACCAGACUUGUUACAUCUCAGGAGAUCUUUGAGAUGCUUUUACCCCUGAAAGAUACACUCAAGAGAGUUGUCCUGAAGAUGUGGAACUCAGAGCGGCCACCUACUGCCAUGGCUCAGCUAGUCAAGCUGCAACAGUUACGAGUCAACGCAGGAGUAUUGUGCGAUAUCUCCACGCUGAGACGCAACACCCAAGAUCUUGCAAAGAACGCCCUGCUCAAUGUGUUCCCACCGAACCUACAGACGCUAUGCCUCGACCAUAGCCACACGGAUGCACCUCGAUAUCGAGAGGCUUUGGGGUCUUACAUAUCGUCUACCUACAGAGAAUCUCCCCAGGAGCAAAAGCUAAAAGAGGUUAUUCUACAUUUUAUAGACAAAGCAUAUCCAAAUCCAGCACCGUGGGCAAUGCCUGUUGUACGGCCAACGAACGCAGAAGAAGAGGAAUCACUCCACAGAGAAUGUGGCUCAUUAUGGCUUGAAAACGGGUGUAUAACUACCACGGUAGCGCCAUUUUCAUGGUAUAGCUGCGACGACGUCGGUGAAAACACAAUGUUACCGCAUUUUUCUAUGUAG
Fusarium verticillioides 7600 is the source of this 1434-nucleotide messenger RNA. RefSeq lists its product as hypothetical. The coding region runs from base 1 to 1434 and encodes 477 amino acids. The transcript has a single exon. The record is from RefSeq and is a predicted model, not a curated record. Lineage: Eukaryota; Fungi; Ascomycota; Sordariomycetes; Hypocreales; Nectriaceae.